This is a messenger RNA of Bradysia coprophila, 3339 nucleotides long. Its product is annotated as chromatin-remodeling complex ATPase chain Iswi-like. The record is from RefSeq and is a predicted model, not a curated record. Gene Ontology annotation, biological process: nucleosome organization. Gene Ontology annotation, molecular function: nucleosome binding; ATP-dependent chromatin remodeler activity; ATP hydrolysis activity. Gene Ontology annotation, cellular component: nucleus; chromatin. NCBI's taxonomy places the organism in Eukaryota, Metazoa, Arthropoda, Insecta, Diptera, Sciaridae.
AUCGCUAAAAGCAGACAUUUCAUCGCGCUGUUUUCUUAAAAAGGUUGUUCGGAAACUAUAUUCGAUUAUUGUCGAGUGGAUGGAAAUUGUUUGUAUUGAAUAAAACAGACCAAUUGUAAUUGAACCGAUCGCUCACAAUGUCAGCCGAAGACAAAGCUGAUGUUGAUCCUCAAAAUGAGGAAUCGAAUGACUCCUCAUCUACGGCUACAAGCGUUAAAGAUGAAUCGGCUCAGACAAAGAGAUUCGAUUUCUUGCUGAAACAAACGGAAAUUUUUGCCCAUUUCAUGACGAGCAGCACGAAACCGAAUCCUCAUGGCAAAAUUAAAAUGACCAAGAAGAAGCAGCCAGGCUCAGCCACUGACCAUCGUCAUCGUAAAACGGAAAAGGAGGAAGAUGCUGAACUGCAACUGAGUUUGGAGACGGACGAAAAUACGCCGAAGCUGUUCCGAUUCGAAUCGUCACCCGAAUACAUUAAGGGCGGACAGAUGCGUGACUACCAGAUCCGCGGUUUGAAUUGGAUGAUUUCGUUGUACGAGAAUCGAAUCAACGGAAUAUUGGCUGAUGAGAUGGGUCUGGGUAAAACGCUGCAGACAAUCUCGUUGCUUGGUUAUCUGAAGAACGUCCUCAACAUUAACGGGCCUCAUAUCGUCAUCGUACCGAAAUCGACUUUGCAGAAUUGGUUGAACGAAUUCAAGAAGUGGUGCCCGUCCUUAAACGCCAUGACUCUUAUCGGAAUGAACGACGAUCGGAAGACGUUGAUCGAAGACGUGUUGAAGCGUAACGACUGGGACGUUCUAAUAACCAGCUACGAAAUGUGCUUGCUGGAAUCGGCGUUCAUCAAGAAGUAUCAAUGGAAGUACUUGAUCAUCGAUGAGGCGCAUCGCAUCAAAAAUGAGAAAUCGAAAUUGUCGGAAAUGGUACGUCGAUUUAAGACCAGUCAUCGACUGUUGUUGACCGGCACGCCGUUACAAAACAAUUUGCACGAACUGUGGGCAUUGCUCAAUUUCCUGCUGCCCGAUGUCUUCAAUUCGUCCGACGACUUCGACAAUUGGUUUGACACAAACAAUUGUCUGGGUGACGAUACGUUGGUGAAGCGAUUGCACGCUGUCUUGAAACCGUUUUUGCUGCGUCGUAUCAAAUCGGAGGUGGAGAAGUCGCUGUUGCCGAAGAAGGAAUUGAAAAUCUUCCUUGGAUUGUCGAAGAUGCAGCGGGAAUGGUAUACGAAGAUUUUGAUGAAGGAACUGGAUGUCAUUAACGGUUACGGCUCUACCGAAAAGGUUCGCUUGCAGAACAUUCUCAUGCAUUUACGUAAAUGCGCCAAUCAUCCGUACUUGUUCGAUGGUGCCGAACCGGGACCACCAUACACCACCGACGAACAUUUGGUAUACAAUUGCGGCAAAAUGAUAAUUUUGGACAAGCUACUACCUCGACUACAGGCGCAAGGUUCUCGGGUUUUGAUCUUUUCCCAAAUGACCCGAAUGUUGGACAUUCUCGAGGAUUACUGCGGUUGGCGAAAAUAUGAGUAUUGUCGUUUGGACGGAAGUACCCCGCAUCCGGAUCGAGAUGCUCAGAUUCAGGAGUACAAUGCACCGGAUAGUAAGAAAUUCAUUUUCAUGCUGUCGACUCGUGCUGGUGGUUUGGGUAUUAAUUUGGCCACCGCUGACGUCGUUAUUAUCUACGAUUCGGAUUGGAAUCCUCAGAUGGAUUUGCAGGCAAUGGAUCGAGCACAUCGAAUUGGUCAAAAGAAGCAGGUGCAAGUGUUCCGGUUGAUCACAGAAAAUACGAUUGAAGAGAAGAUCAUCGAACGCGCGGAAAUUAAGUUACGUUUGGACAAAAUGGUCAUACAGCAGGGACGUUUGUCGGACGCUAAAACGAAUUCGCUGCAAAAGGAUGAUUUGCUGAACAUCAUUCGGUUCGGUGCAACUGCCAUUUUUGCAUCUAAAGAUGCGGAUGCCAAUUUGGAGUGCGACAUUGAGAAUAUAUUGAAAAUGGGCGAAGAGAAAACGGCAGAACAGAAACAAGCGUUGGAUAAACUGGGUGAAAGUUCACUGCGAAAUUUCACCUUAGACGCACCGUCCUCCGUCUAUCAAUUCGAAGGCGAAGACUAUCGUGACAAACAUCGGCACAACAUUGCAGAAAAUUGGAUUGAACCGCCGAAACGUGAACGAAAGGUGGCCAACUAUGUCAUCGAUUCCAUAUUCAAGGAUGCUGGAAAGAACGAACAAAAGGCACCGAAGGCACCUAAACCACCGAAACAGCCAAGCGUUGCAGACUAUCAGUUCUAUCCACGACGUUUGUUCGACAUUUUGGAACAAGAGAUUCAUUGCUACCGUAAGUCGUUGAUGUACACCGUUCCAUUGAAACCGGAACUGGGGGCGAACGCAUCGAAAGUGCAACGUGAAGAGCAGAAAAAAAUUGACGAGGCCCAACCGCUGACCGAGGAAGCAUUGGCCGAAAAGGAACUGUUGCUAACGAAAGGCUUUUCCAAUUGGUCCAAACGAGACUUUAUCCAGUUUGUCAAGUUGAAUGAACGGUUCGGCCGUGACGACAUAAAAAACAUUUCGAAAGGCAUCGACGGUAAAUCGCCCGAAGAAGUCAUCGAGUACAGUGUGGUGUUCUGGCAACGUUGCAAAGAAAUCCAAGACAUCGAUCGCAUUAUGUCGCAAAUUGAACGGGGCGAAGCGAAAAUUCAAAGGAAGGUGUUGAUCAAACGUGUCCUGGACACCAAAAUGGCUUCCUAUCGCGCACCAUUCCAUCAGUUAAAAAUAUCGUACGGAAACAGUAAGGGAAAACAUUUCACCGAAGAUGAGGACCGGUUUUUGCUGUGUAUGCUGCACCUAUUGGGCUUUGACAAAGAGAAUGUGUACGAUGAGCUGCGAGUGGCUGUUCGAUCGGCACCUCAAUUCCGUUUCAAUUGGUUCCUAAAAGGGCGCACAGCGAUCGAGCUGCAGCGUCGCUGUAAUACAUUAAUAACGCUGGUCGAACGAGAAUAUCAGGAGCAAGAGGAAAAGGAUCGUGCUGACAAAAAGAAAAAAUCGACAAAACCGACAUCGUCCGGCAUUCUGACGAAUGCUGUUCAACAGAAAGUGGCACAAAAGAGGAAGGCGGCUACCAGUGAGAACGGUGGAAGUGAGAGCAAGAAGCGUAAGAAGUGAGCGACAUUCGUGCAGGAUAUUUAAGACGCAAGAUGAAGUUCCGCAGUUGUAUUUUUGUCUUUUUUUAAUUCAACCGUUGCUGUAUGUUCCAUCAGAUUAGGCAUCUCGCUCACCACCACUCACUAGUUGGAUAAGAUUCCUUUUUUAAUUUAUAUUUUUUGAAUUUCGAUUUUGUGUAAACUUA